AACCCCCUUUCCCCCCCCCCCCCCCGCAGCGAGGCCCCCGCCUCCCCCAGCACACGCGAGGCCAUCCAGGGCAUGCUGUGCAUGGCCAACCUCCCCGCCGGCACCCCCCUGGGCCCCCCCCCGUGGUGGGCGGGGGGGGCCGGGCCCGAGCGGGCCGGGGGGGCCGCUGCUGGGCUCGGGGCGGGUGCGGGGGGGCCCCGGCGCGCCGCUGCCGCCCCCCCCCCGGCCCCCCGCAGCACGGACAGCGAGGACGAGGCCAGCCUGGAUGAGCAGGACAGCCUGGGGGCGUGCUUCAAGGAUGCUGAGUACAUUUACCCCUCAUUGGAGUCAGAUGAGGAUGAUCCAGCGCUCAAAUCCCUGCCCAAGAAGAAGAAGGUCACGGAUGAUGCCCCAUGGAGCCCCAAAGCCCGGGUGACCCCCUCGCUGCCCCGGCAGAGCCGCCCGGUGCGGGAAGGGACGAGGGUGGCAUCGGUGGAGACCGGGCUGGCGGCCGCCGCUGCCAAACUGGCCCAGCAGGAGCACCGGAAGCUGCAGCGCAGGAAGGGCCCAGCCAAGCGCCGCCCCCCCUCUCCCCCUUCCCCCGAGGAGGAAGAGGAGGAAGAGGAAGAGGAAGAAGCGGAACCCGAGCCGGAACCCGAAGGGGACCCCGAAGGGGACCCCGAACCUGAACCCGAGGUCGAGCCCACCCCGGAGCCCCCUUACCCCCCCAGCUUGGCGGACCAUGAGUACACGGCUCGCCCUGGAGGGGGGGGGCCAGGCCUUGGGGUUCCCCAAGCGGGGCGAGCGCCCACCCCUAUGGCCCCCGGGGUGUUCCUCACCCAGCGCCGCCCCCCCCACGCCCCCCCAGCGGCUGCACAGGGGAAGCGCCCCAAGAAGGGGUUGGCCACGGCCAAGCAGCGCCUGGGCAGGAUCCUCAAGAUCCAUCGCAAUGGGAAGCUGCUCCUUUAAGAAAAGGGGCGGGGCCAUGGGGAUUGGCCACGCCCAGAAAAGGCGGAGCGAACAACAGGCCACGC
Molecule: messenger RNA, 1013 nt
Organism: Pezoporus occidentalis (night parrot)
Lineage: Eukaryota; Metazoa; Chordata; Aves; Psittaciformes; Psittacidae
Product: histone lysine demethylase PHF8-like
Exons: 5
Coding region: 73-948 (291 amino acids)
Biological process (GO): regulation of transcription by RNA polymerase II; protein demethylation
Molecular function (GO): transcription coregulator activity; histone demethylase activity
Source: RefSeq, a predicted model, not a curated record